AUGGCCGACUCGGACAACGACUCCGGCGGCCACAACGGCCACUCGCAGGGCGGUGAGCUCUCGGCGCGUGAGCAGGACCGGUUCCUCCCGAUCGCGAACGUCAGCCGCAUCAUGAAGAAGGCAUUGCCGGCGAACGCCAAGAUCUCCAAGGACGCCAAAGAGACCGUGCAGGAGUGCGUCUCCGAGUUCAUCAGCUUCGUCACCGGCGAGGCCUCCGACAAGUGCCAGCGCGAGAAGCGCAAGACCAUCAACGGCGACGAUCUCCUCUGGGCCAUGACCACCUUGGGAUUCGAGGAGUACGUCGAGCCCCUCAAGAUCUAUCUCCAGAAGUACCGCGAGAUGGAGGGCGAGAAAGGCGCCGCCGUCGGAACCGCCGGUCGCGACAAGGACGGCGGCUCCGGCGGCGGAGGAUCGGCUGCAGGCGGCGGCGGCGGCGGGGGAGGAGGAAGUAGCGGAGGCGGAUUGAGCUCCGGGACCAGCGGAGGAGGCGGCGCGUUUAAUGGUGUUUAUGGCGGGAUGGGAAUGCUAGGUCAUCAUCAGGGACACGUGUACGGCUCGGGCGGGUAUCAACAUCAAAUGGGAGUUGGAGUUGGAGCGGAGAAGCGCAGUGGUUCCGGCGGCGGAGCUUCGGUGAGGUCAAGGUAG
Molecule: messenger RNA, 645 nt
Organism: Fragaria vesca subsp. vesca
Lineage: Eukaryota; Viridiplantae; Streptophyta; Magnoliopsida; Rosales; Rosaceae
Product: nuclear transcription factor Y subunit B-3-like
Exons: 1
Coding region: 1-645 (214 amino acids)
Biological process (GO): regulation of transcription by RNA polymerase II
Cellular component (GO): nucleus; CCAAT-binding factor complex
Molecular function (GO): RNA polymerase II cis-regulatory region sequence-specific DNA binding; DNA-binding transcription activator activity, RNA polymerase II-specific; protein heterodimerization activity
Source: RefSeq, a predicted model, not a curated record